Diceros bicornis minor is the source of this 3239-nucleotide messenger RNA. RefSeq names its product zinc finger protein 846 (gene ZNF846). The record is from RefSeq and is a predicted model, not a curated record. The transcript is spliced from 8 exons. Gene Ontology annotation, molecular function: RNA polymerase II cis-regulatory region sequence-specific DNA binding; DNA-binding transcription activator activity, RNA polymerase II-specific. NCBI's taxonomy places the organism in Eukaryota, Metazoa, Chordata, Mammalia, Perissodactyla, Rhinocerotidae. Gene Ontology annotation, cellular component: nucleus. The coding region runs from base 653 to 2092 and encodes 479 amino acids. Gene Ontology annotation, biological process: regulation of transcription by RNA polymerase II.
AGGGUUUCUCCUGUGUGGAAGUCCUCGCUUGCGUUCAGUACCGGCCUCUCCGGCCUCCAGGAGUCGCGGCGCCUCCUCCGGCCCGUACCUCGCGCCCGAGGCUUCCUGCGGGCGCCGCGGUUCCUCCGAGAGCCUCUGCCCUCCCCGCCUGCGCGAGUCGGGGCCGUGGCUUAGGGUCCCCGGUGGAGGCAGGGCCUUUGCUCCAGCCGCUGUGCGCCUGUCUUCGAAAGCUGCCAAAGCAGCCUUUGUCCUUUCUCCAAAAGGAAAAGCAUUUACGUUGUUCUGGAAAACGACCCCAGCGUCCUCUUCGUCUCACCGACUUGGCGAUCGGUGCCUUCCGAGAAAUGGGUGACUAUUGAUGAUUGACGACUAAGGAAAAUUGUCUGUUGCUUGAUGAUUGAUGUUGCGAACCAGUUACCCAGACACUCUAGUAUACGAAGAGAAAUCGAGAUCAACCUCUUAAUUUAAACUCAGAAGCUUCUCUGAAGUGAUCUUCUGAGCAAGUUGGAACCUUCUGGGAACUGUCAUUUUCAGAUUCACAGGAUCUGACUCAAAUGUAUGGUAGCAAAAUCUGGAAAACCACUUUCUUGCUCCGGGUCAUCUUUUUUGAGACCCUUUCCGUCUUCAUAAGAGGCAAAUCAAGGAGACAAGGAUGCUGGCUGGGUUACUGAUGGAUUCUUCUCAGCACUUAGUGACCUUCGAGGAUGUGGCUGUGGCCUUUACCCAGGAGGAGUGGACUUUGUUGGAUCAACCGCAGAGAGAUCUCUACAGAGACGUGAUGUUGGAGAAUUACCGGAAUCUCAUGACACUAGGAUACAGAUCAUGCAAACCUGAUGUCAAUUCUGGAUUGGAAGGCACAGAAGAGAUGAGGAUGGGAGCGAGAGGAGUUCUGCGGGAAUUGGAUUUGCAAGUGAAAACCAAAGUUUCCACACCCCUUCAAGAUAUUUCUGUGGAAAAAACAUCAAAUGGAAUGCAAUUGGAGAGAAGCAGUUCUGGAGUGGAACAAUAUGGCUCUAACCUGUGUGGAAAAAUAUUUGGUGAACACUCGUUUCUUAUGGUUCACAUUAGACAGAAAACUUCUAAGGAUAAUCAGAAUAGAAAAGCCUUCAAAAAAAACUUUAUUCGUACUUUGUUCAAGGAAAUCCAUGUUGGGGAGAGACCUUCUGAGUGUGUUCAAGAUGAAAAAGCCUCUGGUCAGCUUUCAGAUCUUACUGGGCACAAGAAAACUCAGACACCAGGGAAACUUUGUGAACGCAAAGAUUGUCGGAGAACUUUUGUUGAUCAGUCAUCCCUUAAGGUACAUACAAGCCACCACACUGGCGAAAAACCAUAUGAAUGUAAAGAAUGUGGGAAAGCCUUCACUCAUUCCUCAUACCUUGCAGACCAUAUAAGAAUUCACAGUGGAAACAAGCCCUAUGUAUGUAUGGAAUGUGGGAAAGCCUUUACUCGAUCCACAGGACUUAUUUUACACAUACGAAUUCACACUGGAGAAAAACCUUACAAAUGUAAGGAAUGUGGAAAAGCCUUUAUUCAUUCUUCUUAUCUUACAAAACACAUAAGAAUUCACAGUGGAGAGAAGCCAUAUCUCUGUAAGGAGUGUGGGAAAAGUUUUACUCGUUCCUCAGGGCUUGUCUUACACAUGCGAACACACACUGGAGAAAAACCCUACGUCUGUAAGGAAUGUGGGAAAGCCUUUAAUAAUUCUUCAAUGCUUAAUCAACACCUAAGAACACAUACUGGAGAGAAGCCAUAUGAAUGCAAGCAAUGUGGGAAAGCCUUCACUCAGUCUUCAGGCCUUACUACACAUUUAAGAACUCACACUGGAGAAAAGGCGUAUGAAUGUAAAGAAUGUGGGAAAGCCUUUGCCCGUUCCACAAACCUUAACAUGCACAUGCGAACGCACACUGGAGAAAAGCCGUAUAAAUGUCAAGAAUGUGGGAAAACCUUUAGAUACUCCACAUGCCUUAAUAUUCACAUGAGAACUCACACAGGAGAGAAACCAUACAAAUGUAAGGAAUGUGAGAAAACUUUCACUCAAUCUUCAGCACUUGCUAAACAUCUGAGAACUAAGGCAUGUGAAAAAAACCUGUAAAUGAUCUCAGACCUUAGUAUUCACAUCUAAACUCAUCUGGAUAAAGACCUUAUGAAAUUAAAGAAUGUGAGAAGGCUUUACUCAAUUUUCAUCCUUACAUGAUAUGUGAGAACGUACCCCAGGGGAGAAUUCGCAUUUGUAUAAGGUAUAUGGGAGAGCAGUAAUUGUUCAUAGCUUACAGAAUGUGUAAGAACUCACACUUGAGAGAAAAACCUUCUGGUUGUAAGGCAUGUGGGUAAGCCUUUUUGUUUUUGUCGUCCUAAGUUUGAUUUUAUGCAUCUGAAGUUACUGCAAAAGCCAUGUGAAGGUAAGAAUGAGAUACAGCCUUAAAAUAUUUCACGUUUUAAUAGCACAUGAUAACUUACACUGGGGAAAAACCAUCUGUAUGUAGGGAAUGUGGUAAAAUCUUUACUUAUUGUUGAGGGCUUACUAUCCACAUAAGACAUUGUACUGGCAUAAAACUCUAUGAAUGUAAAGGAUAUAGGAAGACCUAUACUUGCUUCUCCUAUCUUAUAAGAACUUAACAUUUAAGAACUCACAGUGGAGAGAUGCUCUAUAGAUAUAAGAAAUCUGAGAAAGCCUUCAGAGAUUCCUGACAGCUUUGUGUGCAAGAAGACUCACGAAUGUAAGAAAUGGUAAAAAGUGGUCAGGUGUUAAUAAGCCAUGCAGUGGAGAGAAACCCUAGGAAGGUAAGGUAUGUGGGAAAGCUUUACUUCCGGCUCAUCCAUUAAUAUUUUUUGAUAAUCUCACAGAGGCAAAAAAUUAUGAAUGUUAGAAAUAUGAGAAUACCUUGUAUGUAUGUGUGUGUGUGCACAUGUGUGUGUAUUUUGGUUUUCAACCUUUAGUAAAAAUGAUACUUCACACUGGAGAGAAAUUGUGAUUGUAGGGUCCAUGAGAAAUGGUGUACCCAUUUUACAAAUCUUACUCUACAUGUGAAAACCCACCCUGGAAAGAAGCCAUAUGAAUGUAAAAAUGCAGGAAUGAUUUUUGGUAAAUAUACAUCCGUUCAGAGACUCAUAAAAUACGCACUGGAGGGCUAAACUAUGAAUGUGAGGAAUUUUGGAAAGCUUUCAGGAACUUUCUUCGUUUAUUGUAUCCAAGAGAAUCCAUACUAGAGGAGAAAUUUAAAUAAAUGACAUGAAAAUGA